This is a messenger RNA of Lolium rigidum, 2041 nucleotides long. RefSeq names its product receptor-like serine/threonine-protein kinase At2g45590. NCBI's taxonomy places the organism in Eukaryota, Viridiplantae, Streptophyta, Magnoliopsida, Poales, Poaceae. The transcript has a single exon. Bases 1 to 1968 code for a protein of 655 amino acids. Gene Ontology annotation, biological process: protein phosphorylation. Gene Ontology annotation, molecular function: protein kinase activity; ATP binding. The record is from RefSeq and is a predicted model, not a curated record.
AUGCCCUCGCGCCAGCCCCCGCCGCCCGAUGCCUCCCCGCCUCCGGCAUCCGCCGUCUUCUCCCACCUCCCAUCCCACGCCCGCCACCACCUCCCGCCAUCCGCGGUAGCCUCCGCCACGGCCUCGGCGGCGCUUAUCCUGGUCGCCCUCGCGCUGUUCCUCUGGCUGCGGCGGGGCCGGAAGCGUGCCCCGGCAGCCCCAACCACGCAGCCCGCGCCGGCCCUACGUAGGCUCUCCUACCAGCAGCUGCGGCGCGCCACAGGCAACUUCGCGGCGGGGAGCAAGCUGGGGCAGGGCGGGUUCGGCCCGGUCUUCCGCGGCGCGCUGCCCCGGUCGGGCCAGCCCGUGGCCGUCAAGGCCAUGGACGCCGCGGGGUCGCUCCAGGGCGAGCGCGAGUUCCACAACGAGCUCGCCCUCGCCUCCCACCUCUCCGUCCCCACCGCCACGCCACACAUCCUCCUGCCCUUCGCCUACUCGCUCUCCGCCUCGGCCCGCCCCUGCCGCCGCCGGAUGAUGCUCGUCUACGACCUCAUGCCCAACGGCUCGCUGCAGGACGCGCUGCUGGGCCGGAGGACCUGCCCGGACCUCGUCUCCCGCUGGCCGCGCCGCCUCGCCGUCGCCAGGGACGUCGCCGCCGCGCUCCACUACCUCCAUUUCGUCGCGCACCCGCCGGUCGUCCACGGCGACGUCAAGCCCAGCAACGUGCUGCUCGAUGCCCACCUCCGCGCUCGCCUCUCCGAUUUCGGGCUCGCGCGGAUCAAGUCUGAAGAAGAAGAAAACGGUGAGCUACAUAGCGGGGGUGCGCUUGGGGACAGUGGGGUCGUGAUUGGAAUUCCAGGCCACGAUGAUGGAUCAGUGGCUGCCGAGAGCACCACUACCGCUGCAGUGAAUGACGGUGCCACCAAGUCGGCCGAGGAUGAUGAGGGGCUCGCCACGGCCUCGCUUGCAGAGGCGGUGUCGGCUUCCGGGUGCGACAAGACUAGCAUUGGCAGUGGGUUUACUGGACGAAGCUGCAAUGCUGGAGCUGCUGCAGCGUCCGGAGGAGCUAGGACUAGUGACUGGUGGUGGCGUCAGGAUAACGGUGGCGGCGUUGGUGUGAAGGACUAUGUGAUGGAAUGGAUAAGGUCCGAGAUCAAGAAGGAGAGGCCGAAGAACGAUUGGAUUGCGGGAGCUUCCACAACCACCAAUACAACAGCCUCAACGGAGAAGAGGAAGCCGAAGCGCAGGGCGCGGGAGUGGUGGCGCGAGGAGUACGCCGAGGAGCUCACCAAGAAGCAGAAGCGGCGGGCGCUCGCUAAGUCGAAGAGCGACGCUGGUGCGAUCGCUGGCAUGCAGUGGUGGGAGAGGGACUGCGAUGAAGAGGAGAAGGGGCAGUCGAGGUGGAGGAUGAUGAAAAGCUGGAGCCGGAGGAGCAACAACGGCAACGGCAGUGGCGGCAUUGAUUGGUGGAUUGACGGUGUGAGGAGGAGUAGCAGGGAUUGGGCUAGCACAGAAUUUGUGCCCAAGAGUGGCGGAGCUGUGAGCAGCACACCGAGCAUGCGCGGCACCGUCUGCUAUGUGGCUCCUGAGUACGGCGGCGGCGGGCCUCUGUCGGAGAAGUGCGACAUUUACAGCUUCGGUGUUCUGUUGCUAGUUCUUAUCUCUGGACGCCGCCCGCUCCAGGUGACAGCCUCACCCAUGUCAGAGUUUGAGAAGGCGAGCCUCAUUUCGUGGGCAAGGCAUCUUGCCCAUGUUGGCCGCUUGCUUGAUCUUGUAGACUCUGCCCUCCUGGAUGUUAACCGUGACCAGGCGCUGCUAUGCAUUACCGUUGCACUCCUCUGUAUCCAGAGGUCGCCAGCUCGGCGCCCAUCAAGCGAGGAGGUGCUUGAAAUGCUCUCUGGUGAGGGUGAACCACCACAUCUCCCAAUAGAGUUCUCGCCAUCGCCUCCUGGGGGUUUACCUUUGAGAUCCCGCAAGAAAGGCCGGUGAGUUUAGUUUGUUGGUUAGAUGAAAAAAGGUAGCUAGUUCUCUAUUCCUUUGCCUGUUUCUUCUUGUACACCAC